CAAGUCCUUUAUUUGGUAGCGGGAAUGAUAAUGGCCAGCUGUUAAUGCGCCAUGGCCGGUCACAGGAAUUACAAGGCUGACCGAAGUAGGGGACAACGUGAAGUAAUGUGUACUAAGUCUCGAGCCAAACUUCACCGCUGUUUUAACCACAGAGGAGGAAUUAGAGCGCUUUUAUGCAACUUUCUUUACACAAAGUCAGGGGAAGUUUAGGAGACGAGCUGUCCAGUGAAACUUGGAUUUUUAAAAGUUAAGUGUUAAGUUUUUUGGGGGGGCUACAGCCAUGGCUUUGUCCCAGAUACAGUGUCUGGACGAUAACCAUGUGAACCCACGGACGCACGAGUCCAAACCGGAAUUCUUCUACAGUGAAGACCAGCGGCUCGCGCUGGAGGCUCUCCUGCGGGAUGGUCGCACGGCUUUUGUUAAGUACCUGGAGGCUCGCGACCUGCGGGGCUUUCUCUCAGACCCGGAGCAGGAAAAUCUGGUCGGUUCGGUGGAGCCCUAUGACCCGGGCUCAGAGCUCUUCUCGGAGGGUGCAGAGGACAAUGAAACCCCGCUGUCACAGCACUACUGGCCGGACUUGUCGGACACGUCCAUCCCACAGAUGGACCUGGGCUGGCCGGACAGCGAGGCUUACCGGGGGGUGACACGCACUACCGUGUACGCGCAGCCACCGCUGGAUGGUCAGGCGCACAUUAAAGAGGUUGUCAGGAAAAUGAUUGCGCAGGCGCAAAAGGUCAUAGCAGUGGUGAUGGAUGUCUUCACUGAUAUUGACAUCUUCAGAGAUUUGAUAGAUGCUGGUUUCAGGAGGAGGGUUUCUGUCUACAUCCUGUUGGAACGCACAACGCUACCUCAUUUCCUGUCCAUGUGUCAGAGGGCCAACUUGCACCCCGGACACCUCAAGCACCUUCGUGUACGCUGCACAGAUGGAGCAGAGUUCUACACUCGAUCCUGCACUAAGGUCAGAGGGCGAAUGGGACACAGGUUCAUGUUCAUCGACGGAGACAAAGCUGUGUCUGGCUCGUACAGUUUCACCUGGAUGUCAUCACGGUUGGACAGAAAUCUUAUCACUGUGAUUACAGGCCAGGCGGUGGAGGCCUUUGACCGACUGUUUCGCUUCCUUUACAUGAGCUCUAGCUCUGUUGACCUUCGGCAGGUUGCCACGGAGCCUGAACCUGAGCCGGAGCCCGUCCCUCAGCCAGUCACUGCCGCCCCUCCUUCUGCUGAGAUUGCUAGGAAACUGUACAACCCCAAAUAUGCCCUGGUUGCUUUAGGCAACCCCAGCUCCAGCCCUACCCCUUCUACUGGCCACAACAGCCCUAAAGAGUCCCAAGAAACCAAGAAGAAGGGGCAGAGGGGGGCUAUUAAAGAAGCUAUACAGGAAGCUCCUCCCCUCCACCCUGGACUUACCGAUCUCGAGAAGGCAUGUUUGAUCUCAUACUUGCCAACCUGGCCAGAGCCUGACCCCCCCAGUGACGUAAUUGGGUUCAUUAACAUUCGGGAUACCAGCAAACCGAUUCAAGCCGGCCUGCAGCGCUCACAGAUGUUUGAAACCAGUCAAGCGAUCAGGUUUAGCAGUCCGCUCAGUAUGCCCAAGGAAACCCUGCCAGAGGUCGCCAAGCUGAGGCAGCCUACUAAACAUGAGGAGAUGAAUAAACCCCAGCCAACACCAGAAACAAACAAAGUUGAGGAGCCUGUAAUAGAUGGACCGCAGGCAACAAAGCUCAAAACUAAAGCAGAGGAAUCUGAACAGAAAUCUACUGCAUCUGAACUAAAGUCUGAACCUGUCAAAGGUGAGUCUCUCAACACUGAGACACACAGUCUGCAUUCAAACACACCCCCCAGCCAAGAUGCAGAACACCUCAGUACACCUCACAUCAACACACACACACCUCAAUCCAGCAACAAGGAGCCCACUCCUAACACUGAGAGGCCUUCACAAACUGUUACCACAAACAGUCCUAAGCCAGACUCCCUACCUGAAUCAAACACCAAUAAAGAAGCACAAACUAGUUUAAACACACAGAGCACUGUUGUAGACAGGACUCACACCCAGGAGUCAGAAUGUACACAAACCUCUAAACUGAGUAGCCCCACUGACUUGAACUCAAAUGCAAAAGAACACACACAAACAAAGGCAGUGCUGCCACAUACAGAUUCACACACACAAGCUUAUCACACACAGUCACAAAGCUCCUCUGAAAUUGCUCCUCACAGGCAAACUCCCGCCGUCCACGGCCAUAUUUCUUCUUCCUCAGCUGCUGCCGUGCACUCUCAGUCUGUCAGUUCCACCUCCAUUUCUGAAAAUAACCACAUCCCCAUUACUACAGUGCACUCAAGCAUGGCUACCAAUCCCUGCACUCCUUUGCCCUCCAUCAACUCCACUUCGUCCCUUCUUCCUCCUCUUACCUCUUCUUCUACAACUCCCCUUCCUCCCCUUUCUUCUUCUUCUUCCCCUCCUAUCCCCAAACCUCGCACUGUCCAGCUGGUUAUCAAAGAUGGCAGUAAUGGCCUGGACCUGCCAAAGAUCAGUAUUGUUAAGAGGCCUGAAAGCCUGGCAAGCAUAGGGCCGCAAGUGGCCCACAGUGAGCCCGCAGAAGAGACUGUGGUGCAGACACCAGCAGAAAAAGAGCCAGAGACUGUCCUGGAAAUGCAGAAAAACAGUGGUAGCACAACAGGAGCAUACAAAGAUGAUGAGAAAGCGGGAAAUCCCAGAGAAACUGAACAGCAGAAACAAUGUGAAACUUCUCCAGAAAAAAAAGUUGAGGAAGCAGUUGGAUUAAAUAAUGACAGAGCAGAAACCCAAACAGUGGCUGGAACCAAACUACAAACCCAGUCAGAUGUUUUGAUUAUUGGUGCACCAAAGGCAGACAGUGUGAAUAUUCAAGAAAUGAUUCCAAGAGAAGUCGAGCCCAAGACUUUGAUGUCAACAGACUGCAAUAUAACCUCAGAGAAGCCAGAGACAGACUGUGUAGCCACAGCACAGACAGAAAUCAAGGCUAUGGCAAAACCCCUGACUGGCUGUGAGCUUGCUAACAUGCCAAAUGAAAAAAGUGAGAAUGUGACACAAUGUAAAACGUACCUUGCAAGAGCAAAUGAACCUCGGAGAAUAUCACAUUGUGAAUUGAAUCCACUGGAUGUGGGUGUAUUGGAGAUUGUGGACUCUUUAAAAGCUCCAACAGACAGUCCUGUUCCCACCACACAUAACACACAUGUAUCCGAAGACAGCACGGAUAGCAGAUCUGCUGCAGACACACACGGUCAGCAAGGUAAUCCAAAUGUCACACUAGAACCUUUUGCAGACGGUAUGCCAGGUACCACAAUGAAUAAUACACCGGGCACCUCUCAAGAACCCCAAGAAACAUCCAUAGUACGGGGAAGCACACACACACCUGAGAAAUCCCUGCAAUUACGUCUGUACGACAGGUCUGUGCCAGACUUGCGGUCACCCACUACUCUCGUACGUUCUCCAACCCCUGACGGAUAUCUGCCAUGCACGCCCACCUCAGACUCACUAACGAACACUCAGGAUUUGCGGCCCUACACUCCAGACUUGCGAGCACCUACACCUGACGGGUAUUUCUCAUUGAGGGAGGACUCCACUCCCUCCCCCACCUCGGAAGAGUAUUACGAAUGUAGCGACUCUCCCUUCCAUGACCCUGUUUUUGACCGAGCAGCUAUUCACAGCCAUGGGGCGACAGAGGAUCUUGUUAAUAGCAAACAAACAAAUGCUAUCACCUCUGCCAAUAGUCCUGCAUCCAUAAAUUAUACCGAUCGUGCUUCUACGCCAGGCCCUACAGACAGGAAUACUUGUCGCAGUGAAACAGAGAGUUUAUCUGGGGUUGCUAGUGUCUCCCCUUCUUCUUCUUCACCUCAGAAAAAUGUUACAUUGAGGGGGGAGGAGGGAACUGCAAAUGAUGAAAACAUCAGAAAGCAGGAUGAAAAGGGGAGUCUGGCAGAGAGGAGUAACAGGACAGAGCAAGAUUCUCAAGUGACAGAGAGGAGAGCCAGCGGGGAAGCUAAGAAAACAGCAAGCCGUUUGAAACAAAGUAAAGAUUCGACACAGACAGUAGAAAAAGAGAAGGAGGCUCAACUCCAAGCCCUGAAGAAAAAGAGGACGCUGAACAAAUCAGCAGCAGAGACAGUGGUCGACAGAGGACUGACUGCAGGAGAAUCAACCAAUGAGGGAACAGAGCCAAAGCGAUUGUCCACACAUGACCUUAAACCAGAGAAAGUCUCCUCUGAGGGAGAGGGAUCCGACAAAGUGGCUCCAGGACUCAGCAGCGUGGAGAGGAAAGACAGGCCCCAGUCAACCAAAGAGGCUGAGGGGCAGAAGCCUUUGCAUACUCCUGUCAAGCCUCUUCGAGCGCACCAGCAGCAGCAGGACAGCGGAGCAUCCUCCUCUCCCCGACCAGCUCAGCCAUCCAGACGCCUCUCAGCCACCCAGGCUUCGGGGCGUCGUCCUAGAGCAAGCCGUCCACUGAACCAGGCAAAAAGUAACGCGGCCAACGGUAGUUUACAGGUCAUAGAUGAUACCUCAUCUCCUAGCAGACCACCAUCCAGACCACCCCCUCCGCUGGUGGCUGCCCUGAAGCAGGCCAAGGCCUCCCACAGUUAACAGACCCCCUUUCUCAACAGCCUCCAGCAGUGCAGGACAGGGCGCAGAACCAACAUCCUCACCCAAAAUCCCAUGCCUCCCUUCGCCAAACACAGUCAACCAUGCAGCAGCAGAUUGAUCCUCUUCCCCAGAGCCAGACAGUAUCAGCGCAGGAAGCUUACGGCCAGGAGGAUGGAAAAGCACCAUUUAGCUUCACCUUCAGCAGGUUGUACAACAUCAAAGGCCUGAAGGACAAGAUGAGCAAGCUGCCAGCACAAAGCAAGAGAAGCAGCAACAGCUCACCAGUUAAGGGACGUGAGAGCACAAGCUAGUUUGGUACCUUCAGUUGUCCUGGAAACAAUUUAUAUGCUACUGUAACCUGGAAUAGUUUGACAUCUGACUUUGCUUUUCCCCAUCUUCUUCUCCCAGGAGGAACAUCUUGCUCACAGAGUCAGUGAAUGUCUGAACUUUAAACUCUCUGUUUGACCUUUUGCUUUUGACCUGCUCCCGUCUCGUCUGAUGUAGGGAGCACUUAACGUUGUUUUCCAUAUGGUCGUGUCCUGUAGGAAACCACAUAAGACUCAGUGUGAUCAGAUAGAUAUUUUUCUUUUGUUCUUUCUCUCUCAUCUCAUAUCUAGAGCUGGUUUUAAAAGAUUUAUAUUCAAAUGGCUGCAUCUCAAACUGUUAAAAUUCUUUUCACAUUCAGCAUUCAGCUGCCUGAGUAGUUGAGUUUUGUCCUUUAAUGGGGUCAUGACCUCUGAAGUCUCUCUAAAGACAUUAGGAGUUGAACCAUAGCUUCCUCUCAUGAAUUAUAUAUUGAAACUCAGGCACCACCAAAAGUCACUUGGCCUUGGUGGCCAAGAACAUUUUGUAAAGCAUGUAUAACUUUUACAUUAGGUGAUACUAACUGUAUAUAUAUAUACUGUAGAUCAAGCAAAAGCAUUUGUUUCCUGGAUUAACUUGUGAUUUAUUCUUAGUGAACUGUUUCACUAAAUCAACCACUUCCUCUUGUUUUAACAGCACUGGGACUUUCCUCAGUCUUUACUCUGCAGGAGUUUGUUUUAACUUUCUUUGUCAUUUUACUCAGAAAGCUAACAGAUGUGGGAGUUUCUCACAGUGUUGUAUCUCAAGGUGGUACCAUGUGCAUUUGAAUUCAGCGUAAUUCAUCAGUUCUUCCACUUUACUGGGAUGACUGUCAUUCCUGAAAAUGCACAUUAAAAAAGAAAUAUUGAAAUAGGCACUAUCACCGUCACUAUUGCUAUAGCAUGGCAAUGUUCACACAUAUUUACAGAAGCAUUUUUCAUGACAACUGAACAAUGAAACGUUUUUUUUCAGCAAUUUACUCGUUACUGCCACCACUUUACAUUCGUAGAGUGAACAAAUAUAUAUACAUGUUCAAAUGGCUAGCCUCAUGACAGGUAAACACAAAUAAAAAGAUAACAGUUUAUAUUGUGUUUAUAUGAGACAAAUGGGAGUUUUCAUUCCACAUUUGUAUUACAACAAAACAUGUUUUUUCUCAUCUGAGCAUCUGUAUAUUGUAAAAGGGUGUAUAAUAUGGAAUAUGGUAAAAAAAAAAAAAAAAAAAAAAACUGAUGAAAAACUGAUUGUUUUUUGAUUUCUCAGACCUUUAUUUUGGCUAUUUUGUAAUCUUCCACUGUUAUGCUGUACAUUGAAAGACUAAAGGAGUCAGGUUAUUGAUUUAUUCUUUGUUUACACAAAAUCCCAUUUACAUUCAAAAUGCUUCUGCCUGGAAAACAAAGUCACAGCAGCUGUGCCCAAACAAAGCAUAAGUUAUCUGCAGACUAGCACAAUAAACGGCUUACAGGACGGACUUGUUACUCUGAAGACAUAUACAGAUGUCCUGCAGAUUAUAAAACAGUGUACAAGACAAUGCCCUUGAAUUUCUCAGAGGGAAAGUGGGCAGAGUUGCUGUUUGUAGGACAAAUAAACUCAUUGAUGACAUCUAUGAAAUGGCUGCUAAUUCAUUACAGAAAAGUUGAACCUAAUCAUAUGUUGUCAGACAGUAAAAAGAAAUGAUUUACAAAGUUGCAAACAAGAAAAGUUCCAAUCUGUCAUGUUGCUGUGGGAGACUGUGAAUUUGAGGAUUUUCUGAGUGUUUGUGUGUUUACUUGCAGUUUUAUUUGACUUCUGUGAGUGCUUGCAUACAUUUUGUU
Molecule: messenger RNA, 6768 nt
Organism: Thunnus maccoyii (southern bluefin tuna)
Lineage: Eukaryota; Metazoa; Chordata; Actinopteri; Scombriformes; Scombridae
Product: mucin-5AC-like
Exons: 5
Coding region: 281-4615 (1444 amino acids)
Source: RefSeq, a predicted model, not a curated record